AAGGAAUUAAGAUUAUUUUUGAAGGAAUGCUUCACAGAAGUGAAUGCGUUCGAUUGCUCCUUAAGAAGCUCUUUAAAAGGGCACCAAAUAUAGUUCAAAAAUUAAGUUGAAAUAAUCCAGAAAAGUUACACAAAUGUAUAACUAGAAUGGAGAGUCAGAAAAAGCUAUCAAACAAACACUCAAAAACUCUCACUUUUGUUGACUAUUAGCUAUGAACAGCACUGAUAGUACAUGGACACGCAUUCCCAACGCGCGGUAAUGGACGAUGAAAGGUCAGAGUGCCGCGGUGCAUCCAAUCUAAAUACGAAACUGGAUAGUUUGUUAGAUUAUAAACUAGUUCACAACUUCGAUUGGGUCAUUGGUAGUCAUAGUUUACCAAUCUGACUUAAACCAGUGCAUGAUAAUGUCAACAUGUUGGUUAACUUUGACACGUUUAAGUUAUUUUUAAUCAGUAUUUCGAUGUCUCUGAGUCUCUUUGAGCGUCAACUAAGAAAUGCUUUGUUGCUCUUUGUGUUUAAGUAAACGUUGAAAACAUAUGCAAGAGAUUUCGAUUCUGAAUCAUGGCUGUCGAAGGUGUAAUGGUCACAUAUAACUAUUCAGAAGACGGUGAAUACGCGAACAUCCUCACGGUAUCCGCGUCCGGCAUCAGAUUCUCCAAGCGAUGGGUCCUUACACACGGGUCCAUCCUCUCACCACUAAAAGAAGCCAAGAUUAUCAAGAAAGCUAAAGGAAAACCGAUCUUAAGUGACGAGUUCUACGCAAACCUACCGGAGAUGCAUGUGACGUGUGAAAAGAAACAGUCAAUAAAUCCUAAUCUGUAUGAAAGCGUUGAGAAGUUAAGCAGAGAGAGGAAUUCGCAGCACAGCGAUCUGGAUCAUAGUAGUUACUUGAUAAGGGUGCUUACGGGCAGGAUAUGCCACGUAUGGCAGUGCCCGAUCCUGGACCGCUGCGCCGACGACAUCCUGUACAGCUGGACCAUCGGCCACAGAGAUGGGGACAUCGACAGUCAGAUGAAGCUCGGCAACGCUCUGUUCUCUGUCUUCGUACUCAUCGACUUGGAGAGCGAUAAACGAGGCGUUGAGAGUCUCAGGCCGCUCUCUUAUUUGUUGGACGUGGUGAGGGCGCCGACUGGCAGAGGUUCAACACUCGAAGUUCAUUCUACGCCUUUUGGAUGCGAGGUAUUUUUGAACGCAAUAACACGUGGGUCGAUAUGCGGUGUAGUGGGUAAGAGGCCUUCGCUGCUGCUGACUGACGCCGCGACUGCGCUGGGAUCCGAAGGCGGACCAGUCUUCAAUGAAGGACCAACGAAGGAGUUAAUAGGCACAGUGGUCUGCAGCGUGUCGUGGUGUCGAGGCGAGUGGGUGGGGCUGACUCUCGUGGCACCUCUCAUAUCUGUGCUGUCGGCCAAACUGAGGGUAGCGCCACCUCAGCCCGCGAGACCACUUACCACACAUCCGCUGCAAGAUGUAUUAAGUCAGAUAGAUGACUGUACAAUUUUAGUGAGAUGCGGUCACGCGUGGGGAGCGGGCGUGUACCUGGGCGGAGGGUUCGUCGUCACUUGCGCUCAUGUCGUUAAAUCGUAUCAAAGUCACAAGCUAUCAGUAUACUGCCGAGGAGUGAGCGAGACAGCUAUAGUUCGAUAUAAGACGCCAGAUAAGAAAGCUUACGACCUGGCCUUACUGUUCACUAACCCUGAAAGGCUAAGCCACAUGAAACCGGCUAUACUAUCAAAGGUACCUGCUGAAAAAGGUGAGUCAGUGCUAGCAGCAGGCUUCCCAUACUACAACGAGUUCGACCUGACCAACCUGAUCCCCACGAUAACUUCGGGCCACGUGAACACAGUGUCGCCCUCUAUGGUGCAGACCUCCUGCUGCGUACAGUCCGGCUUCAGCGGAGGACCCAUCUUCAGGGUUACAGGAUCAAAUAACCUGGUGGAAGUGAUCGGUAUAAUAGCCAUCAACGUGACGAGUGACGGCGGCGCGUGCUUCCCCUACGUCAACAUGGCGGUGCCCGUCACCGUGUUCAGCGAGCUGUUGGCGCAGUACAUACUCGACAAAGAUGAAUCAAAAUUGACGUCCAUCGAGAACAACAAGGAUAUUAUACAGUCGCAAUGGAGGCUCAUGCCGUACAGAUCAAAAAUUUGAAACACGGUGAUUACAGCACCAACAGCUUCGUGGUGACGGUGCAAUGGGGAUGGUGGUAAAAGAAUUCCUAGUACCUAGUCAGUUAACGUUUACAUGAGUUCUGAAUAAGGUGAAAUGACAAUAGUAUAAUUUAUUGAUAUACAUAUGAAUACAAUACUCGAAGUACAGUGUCCUCGCGGUCGCUCGACUCCUGGUUUAAGGCUCUAGACAGACGGUCCGCAUUUCAACAGCAACCCAACCGCAAAUUGCAUUUCAAGUGCGGAUCAAGUGCAGUUAGAAAGCAGUUGUCUUGACUGCAAUAUUUCUGCGAACCAAAUGUACAGUCCGAUUGCAUUUCAACUGCAGUGGGUGUGUAAUCGGACUGCACGUUUUUUCACGAAAUUGCAUUUGCACAUGCAAUUUGCGGUCGUGUUGCAGUUGAAAUGCGGUCCGUCUGUUUACUUAAUUGAAGAUUCAACAGGUUUAAAUAUAACUGUAAGCUGGUAUGUUGUUUAUUACUAGAUAAAUCUUAUGUAACAGGUCGUUUUUGUACCUACACGAAAUAAACUGUAAUGAAACUUGUCAGAUUGCCGCGGGUCUACUGUAUCUUACUAUCUAAGUAUGUAAUAUAUUGUCGACGUGAUAAUUUUCUUUAUGCAUUCCUUUUAUAAGCAUUAUUUACAAAUGGAACUUUCAAAAAAAUAUGUACCUAAUUUUAACAAAAAGUUUCGUGUGUCAGUGAUUCAACGAAAAUCGCCCAUACUGAAUUUAAAUAAUAUAUAUUUAUACUAUUAUAACAUUCAUAAAAUAAUGAAGACUGAUUGUUUUGGUAACUUCUACCUGAAAAUGCGAACUCGAAGCAGCGCAUAACUGAUAACUAAAUUGUAGUCAUCGUAGAAAUGAGACUGGGCUAAAAUGCGUGUAGUGGUAUCUCGCUUGCACAGUAAAAUCAGUACAGUGGGCUUACCUCUUGAAUUCAUAGUGGUUGCCUUUGUCAAAGUGAGACAACCUUCGAUAUUACCCAGACUGUACUGAUAUCCGAUUGAUAUCAACAACUGUGCAUUACGUGAAUGGGGGUUCGAACCACGCGUGAACCAAGCAUUUUCGUAAACCACAAAUGCUUGCUCUGAGUCUGUGUGUCUUUGUGCAUGUGACUUGAAUAUUUGUUAACCCCUCCGACACAAAGAUGACAAUCCUUAGUGUAUUAGUUAGUUAAAAAAAUACAAGUUAACAGUUUGACAAUGGAAGAUCCGCUGAUUUUAAAGCAAAUAAGAAAACUAUCAAAGUAAUGUGAAUAUUAUUUAUACCAUUGUUAUUAU
This is a messenger RNA of Trichoplusia ni (cabbage looper), 3442 nucleotides long. RefSeq names its product peroxisomal leader peptide-processing protease-like. NCBI's taxonomy places the organism in Eukaryota, Metazoa, Arthropoda, Insecta, Lepidoptera, Noctuidae. Gene Ontology annotation, molecular function: serine-type endopeptidase activity. Gene Ontology annotation, cellular component: peroxisome. Bases 561 to 2144 code for a protein of 527 amino acids. Gene Ontology annotation, biological process: protein processing; regulation of fatty acid beta-oxidation. The transcript is spliced from 11 exons. The record is from RefSeq and is a predicted model, not a curated record.